AAUGCCUCAUCCACUCGCCCGAUCGCCCAUCACACCUUAAGCAUGUGGCUCGUUGUCGCCCGCGGCUCUGUCAACGGGCAAUCUGAGUUUACAUUCGUGCUUGAGCAGUGCCGGAGCUACCUCGUCGGACGAGACAAGGCCGCCGACAUCCGCUUCGGCGACCGGGCGGUCCGGCCAAGGGAAGGUGUUCUCGAAGUUGGCAAUUGGAAUCCCGCGGACUUCAAAACACCGCCGACGCUUAGCUGGCGCUCAGAGCCUAAGAAGAAUGGCACCUUUCCCCCAAUCAAGGCGCUCAGCCAACGCCUGCCUUCCGCAACGUACCAGCGAGACGACUAUGAUAUGGAAGAAGUUGACGGGGGAGCCAAUUACGACUUUGCCCCCAUCGGGAACGGGAUCAGCAUCGGUCCCGGGGUCGACUUCUAUGUACAAUGGCAGGAUCUGCAUAUCGCGUACGACGGAUUCAAAAAUGAGUCAGAGGAGUUCAAGGAUGGUCUUCGGAAGCACUGCGUAUCGUGGACGAUAAAGACGGAUGCCGACACUGACAUCGUAGUGGCCGAGGAAUACAGUAUUGCCUCUAAUCCCUCUCUUGCGGUGUGCUAUGGCGUGCCAGUCGUUACCCCCCCAUGGCUUCAAAUCCUCCACCAUCGUCUCAAGGUCUGCUGGAAGAAAAACGCCGACUACGAGGACUCGUUCAGCUUGCCCGAAGUUGACGAGUACCUGCCCAAGAUCAAGGAGGGACUUCCAACGCAUCGUGCCGACCCGGGCUCAUGGCGUAUUGACCCCAUGAACCGCACGCUGUUUGAGAAAUACUGGGUGAUCGGGCUCAUGGGGCCGAGGAAGCAACUCAAGGACAGUGUCUACCUCACCACUAUGGGCGCCACUUACAAGGAGUUGGACGUGCUUACUCGCCCUCCCGCAUCGGCGCAGGACUUUUUGGACCGCAUCGCGCCGAUUCGUGCAGAGGCAGAGGCGGAAGGUUGCGAGAUUAUCAUCGCUUACCUCCCCUCGCUGAAGAAGGAUUUGGAGGCUAAGAAUGCCAUCUUUGACGACAUCGUCUCCACGCCUUGCCACAGAGCCGGCAUCUACCUUGCUGGAGUGGGACCAAUGGUGUGGGGUGCUGUGAGAGAUGGCAGCGUACACGAGUACUUCGAGGAAAGGACAGGUCGUCGGCCAGGACCAACCGCAGCCGGGGAAACGGCGACUGUACUCACCACGAGUUCAAGUUCGAAGCCUGCCUCCGUGAACCGUGUUCCGGCAGAACCCGCGCCGGAACCAGCACUGAACCAGCCCGGACCGACGACGCGGAGAUUAACUCGCCGCGCUGGCACGGCUUCGCGUUCAGCCUCUCGUGCCCCCUCCGUGCAGCCCGAUGUCGUUCCCUCAACUUAUCCCGACCCAGAGUCUGGAAUCCCCGAGAAGGGACCACACCCAUCAGUGCACGAGACUGCCCCUCCUCCGAAGUCCGUGGUCAAAAGGCCUCUCCGUCGUCGCGCAGGCCGUCCAAGGCUUGACGUCGAUGACGACAUGGACAUGGAUGAGGGGUCGCAGGCAGGGCCAUCACAAUCCUCGCAAUCCUUCGCCGCGGAGACGCAGUUCUCGUCCGGUGAUGCUGGCACUCAGUUGUUCCCGGAGAUGAACCAGACGCAGCGGAUCCCAGACUCUAUGGCUCUCGACACUCAGGCCGGCUCUAUGGCACCGCCGACGACGAGUCGUUCGGGAGUCCGCAAGCUCAAGCGCCGUGCGGGCACUGCACAGCAGUCCUCCGUCUUAGAUGACUUUGAUACGACAGUCCACUAUGAGGAGGAGGUCAAGAAACAAGAAACUGCCCGAGAGAUUCGUGAUCUCUAUGAGGAGACGAAGCGCGAGACGGAGACCCUUAACACGCAGCCUGCAAAGCGUCAGCGGACACGAGGACCUCCCCAAGAAUCAGCUGAAGAAAUCAUGGAAGUCGACGAGGAGGACUUUGUUACUAAAGCGAUCCGCACUCGUCCCAAGCGCGGCGCUGCCGCCAAACCUGCUCCACGGCCUCCACGCGCACCCGAGACCAUCCGAGAGGAGACGCCUGAAGAAAUUGAGGCCCCGCCAAUACCAGAUCCAAGCUCAGUGAAUAAUGUAACCAAGAGCCAGGGCAAAUCCACCAGUCAGGCCGCAUCCAAGAGCAGCAGCGCAGACGCCGUGCUCGAGGAGGGUCGCCGGGUCGACAAAGAUGAAGCCUUCCUGCAGGCGAUCAAGAAGUCGAAGAAGGCGGCUCUGGAUGAGAUGGACCGCGAGUUCAAUGCCAUGCACAUCCGCAAAGCGGCGCAGCAGAAGAAGGACGUGGACUACGCAAUUGUGCGCGAUUUCACAGAUGAUAUGCGUGGCAACUUCAUCGAGAUUGUCCGCAAGGAUCUCUUCCGCACGGACCCGCCUCGUGUUCUGCCGCCACUGACUAACGACGGUCGCCCAAACUUUAAGAAGUUUAAGAAGAAAAGUGUUACGCGCCGAGAGCCCAUGAAGGUGAUGUUGGCGGUAUCGAUGGAAACGGCCGAGAUGGGAGAACAACCAUAUUGGGAGACAGAGGCAGCGGAAACCCAGCGCGCUACGCAGCGCGGAACCCAAAAGCCGUCACAAGGCUCGCAGUCGAAGUCGCAGUCGCGGGUGGCGAUGCUUGAAGAUGAAGACGAAGCACCGCUCCUCCCGCGGUCUAGGCGCCGUCCUCUCACUCAAGUCCCAGAAGAGGAGGACGCCGAGGAAGAUUUCACACCGGUGGUCAAUACACGGCGUCGUGGCGUGACGCCACUUAGCCAGUCGCAGGCAGAACCUGCGCCACGCCGUCGCGGCACCCGUGCUGGGAGCGCCGCGACAUCUGCACGUUCGAACUCGAGCACUCCUGCUCCCCCUCCGGCACAGCCCCGUUCACGUCGUGUAACUCAGGCCGCGCGCUCCCAGACAUCACGUGUUGUAAUGGACAGUGACUCCGACGAUGAGCCCGUGUUCGCAACCGCUCGAUCAUCCACUCGCACCCGGGGCGCCCGCAGCGGUGCUAUGCCGAGCACUGCCCAAGCAAGCGGGCUCUCCACGAUUGACUUUGACGACGACGUUCCAAGUAGCACGCGGGCGACUGCAGGCUCAACCCGGGCGUCUGCGCGCCGCAAGCUGCUGGUGGAGGACGACGGUGAAGACGUUGUCUUCAAGGGCGUAAUGAAGAAGCGCCGACUUGGUUGAGAUGUUUACAGAACUCGCAGUUGAGGUGUAUCAAGAAAUCAAGACUUGUGUCCUGAUAAUAGAAGCUAGGAUUCGCGAUGUUUGAGGAACAGAAGAGCUAGCAGUGGCGAAGUGUUGGUUGGGGUGACGUCAAAGUGCAAAGUGGACGACCUCCACCCCAGCAAGAACGGAAGCAGAGGAGAGGUGCCACCGCAGGCGGAGAUAUAGGUUGCCGGUGCCUGGAUGGAGGAGUCUGACUGGCUGAUGCCCGCGUGGCAGUUGCCUCAGAGUAGGGCUUGACUGAGC
Messenger RNA from Cutaneotrichosporon oleaginosum, 3489 nucleotides. RefSeq lists its product as uncharacterized. NCBI's taxonomy places the organism in Eukaryota, Fungi, Basidiomycota, Tremellomycetes, Trichosporonales, Trichosporonaceae. The record is from RefSeq and is a predicted model, not a curated record.